This is a messenger RNA of Pelagomonas calceolata, 1944 nucleotides long. NCBI's taxonomy places the organism in Eukaryota, Pelagophyceae, Pelagomonadales, Pelagomonadaceae. The record is from the annotation of a GenBank genome assembly.
CCUCUGCGCUGUGCGAGACGCCAUCGAGGCAGCCCGCCGCCGAGGCCGGGCCGGGCCGGCAGCCUUCUCCCAACCGCGAUCAUCACGCCGCGAGGGUGCCCCCGCGACCAUGGGCAAAAAGCCGCGCAGGCCGUCUCUGGUCUCCCCCAAGACCCAGAAGGAGCUCGCGACGCUCACGGGCAGCAUGAAGGCCAACACGGCGCGCCACCUCGCCGAGGAGCAGUGCGCCGAGGAGCGGACGCGCCGGCGGCCGCGGACGCCGUCGCCGCGGCGGCCGAGGAGCACCGUCUUCACCCGUCUCGCCGGAGAAGAAGUAGAAGCGGCCGAGGCGGACGCUGUCGCCGCGUAUUUGAAGAGAUGCAACCACGUGCGCGUCGGAGUGCCCGUGUGUGUCGUGCGGAGAGACGUCGCGUUCGAGAGUCCCCAAGUGGCCACGCUGCCUCGAGACCAGCUGGUUGUGGUAGAAGAAGAACGGUUGCUCGGAGACGAACGACGCGUGCGGCUGUCCGCACCAUGCAUCGGGUGGGUGUCUCGACGAUGUUUAGUUGUUAGUGAAGACUUACUGAACGAGAGAAGAUUGAGAACGUUAGUUUGCGUCUCCGGAGACGAAUUACCGCUCUUCGAGGCUUGGUUAAAAUUCUACCGGAGAUGGCACAAUUCUCAGAGAGAACUACACGUCGGCUUCUACGACGACGAGGCCUACGCGUACCUUUUGAGGUUACAAGACGACGAUGCAUUAAAUGUGAUCCUCCACGACACCGUGAUCUUUCCCAACGUUUAUGAACGAAAAGAGGCCCAGAAACGCCGAGAAAAGAUGCGCAUCUACCAGUGGGUCUGCCAGUCCGCGCCUGUGUCAUUUCUCGGCGAUGGCGGGGCCGCGCUGGCUCCGUCGAGCGAUUCAGGACGAACGCGCCGUACAUUUGAUGUCCACGCAGGUCCGCGCCGGUCGGCGCGCCCGUGGUCUACUCGUCGCUCGAAGCGUUCUGGAUCAAGGACCCCCUACCUGAUCUGUUGCAACACCGGAGACGAGUACCGCCGAUGCUCGAUGAUAUAAGGCCGCAGGGCCGGCCUUGUUUGCUGUUCUCGCUGGAUUAUGGGGAGAUCUACGAGGGCGAAAAGAAUGUGGAAUUAUGCACGGGCUUCUGUUGUGUUUUUAACGAAGAAAGCUCGAGGAAAUUCCUGCGGGAGUGGCGAGCCAAAGUCGACGCGACGGGCGCGCAGGGCUCGUAUGAUCAAUUACAGGUGAACCAGAUGUACAAGACGUGGACCGCGUCGCAGAAGAUAAGGACCGUGGUCGAGCUCGACUACGAGGACUACCAGCGCUGCUUGAGAGGCAAGGAGACGUGGGCCGUGCCCUUGAUCUGGCACCCGCGCUGUCCCGUCGAUCCCGCGACGAAGAGGCCGUAUGACGCUACUAGAAGAGCGGCGGCGCUAACAUAUGUGGCAAAGCAGUUGGUCAAAGGUCAUGUUGGUGUGAUAAGGGCCUUCCACCUGUGCCUCGAGGGCGGCGAGGACUUCGCUUCUCGCAAAGCGAUGCAUUUGGAGGCGACGCGCGGCGUGCUGCCUGUCCUCACGCCGGAGUUCGCGCUGGAUCCCAAAACGGGCCGGCCGCGCUUUCGCUUGCGGAGCUCCGUGAAAGUGCCGGGGCCGAAGAAGGGGCCCUUGGUCGAUUCUUCGGGGAAAUUGACGGGGAAAAUGAAUCUCAUGGACGCGGCGAGCGGCGCUUCCCGCAGAAUGCGCUUCCAAGAAAAGCUCGACGCGAAGGCGCAGGCUUUGCAUGAGAAGCAUGCACCUGAACCAGUCGUGCGCAACGCGGCCAUCCCGUUGAAGCGGUCGUAGUCGAGCGGUACCUGUGGACGGCGAGGAUGAGGAGGCGCCUGGGGUCACGCCAUCGACGCGACGCCAAUGGAGUUUAAGUAUGUUGUCUGUUACUACGACUAGUGA